AUGUACGACAUCAGCAAGAUUCGUAGAAAAGAAUAUCCUGACUUGAACAAAACAUGUUAUCUUGACUACGGUGGUGCCACGCCCUAUGCCAAAUCCCUUGUUGAUAUUUCAGCAAAGUUGUGGAAAUCGGAUCUGCUUGGUAACCCACACUCCAACUCUGCCUCUUCGUUACGCGCAACGGAAUAUGUGAAUCAGGCUCGCCGGCAAGUGCUUGAAUUUUUCCAUGCAGACCCGGAAGAUUUUGACGUUGUAUUCGUCGCCAAUGCUACAGCAGCAAUAAAGCUGGUUGCAUACUGUUUUCAGGAGAAGGGGUUUUGGUAUGGGUAUCAUACGGAUGCCCAUACGAGUCUUGUCGGUGUUCGAGAGCUGGCUGAUAAAGGGUUCUACUGCUUCUCUUCGGAUAAAGAGAUGAAUCAAUGGAUUGAAUCCCCCAAGUUAGGUGAAGAUGAUGAGCUCUAUCCUCCCGUUGAAGUCGGCCAAGAUACCAACGUCAAUGGACGUAUCAUAGACAAAGGAGUCAACAAGCUGGUUGGAUAUCCUGCCCAAUCUAACAUGAACGGUCAUCGUACACCAAAGCAAUGGGCAAAACGCUUGCGCCAGAAAAGUUACACCACCAGCGGAGGUCUAUACACUCUGCUGGACGCUGCUGCCUAUUGUUCCUCGGCGCAACUUGAUCUCUCUGACCCAGAUGCUGCGCCUGACUUUAUAAGCGUUAGUUUCUACAAGAUUUUUGGCAUGCCAGACCUGGGAGCGUUGAUAGUGCGUAAGAAAUCUAGCGAUAUUCUCACGUCUCGUCAGUAUUUUGGCGGUGGCACGGUUAAUAUGGUCACUGUAUCUGAUUACUUUCACGCCAAAAAGUCUGACCACAUACAUGAGGCUCUGGAGGAUGGAACCUUACCGUUCCACAACCUUGUAAUGCUCACUACCGGUAUUGUCCUACAUCGACGCCUAUUCCAUUCAAUGGACAAAAUAUCAAAGCAUGCCUCACAACUUGCGCUCCAGCUAUACACAGGCUUGUCGCAGCUACAACAUGCAAAUGGCCGAAUGGUAUGCAAGAUCUAUAAAGAUAAGAGCAGCACAUACGGGGACAGGGACACACAAGGACCGACUGUUGCAUUCGCGAUUUGCAAGGCAGAUGGCGCAUGGGUCCACUAUGACCAUGUGGAAGCGCUUGCUAGCGCGUGCAACAUCCAGAUCCGUACCGGCGGGGUGUGUAACCCUGGUGGUAUUGCAGAACAUCUAGAACUGGCUACAUGGGAGAUGAGACGCAACUAUUGCGAGGGUUAUCGUUGUGGCGAGCCUUUCAAAAUCCGCGGGGGAAAGCCAUCGGGUAUCGUCAGAGCAAGCCUGGGGGCAAUGUCUGACAAUCGUGACGUGGAGACCCUCGUUGCAUUUGUGAAGUAUUUCUUCACAGGGGGAAAUUCUCAACGAGACAUUGACAGCGUUCUUCGGAAAACUUUCGAGAAGGACCAGCGUCACUGGUCGGUGAAAAAAUUGCAAGUUUUCCCAAUACGGCAUUUAGCUUCAUGUGCUAUACCUAUUUCAUUCUCUUGGGAGCUAAAACAUUCUCGUUUGGCACUGGACGGCGAGUGGUGUCUCAUAGAUCUUGAGACAAGCGAAGUCCUAAGAGACGGCCGAAGAUCAAGUGAGCUAGUGGUGAUGAUCAACAAUGAACUAAGUCAACUACGUCUCGAAACAUCGAUCUCGAACCAGGUGUCUAGUUUUAAACUUGAUUUGUGGGAACUGCCCACAGGAAAGUGGAUUACAGAUUCUCUAGAGCAAACUUUACGUGGAACGUAUAGAUUGGCUCGAAGGUUUGUGUCAAAAGACCUUGAGGAGUUUCUGACCCUAGUCAUCGGACAGCCAACGACGCUUGCUCGGUACUUUGAGUUCAAAGGAGAACUCCCGGUCGAUGUCUGCAUUGAAAAGACCGACGCUCGCCUAUCCUCGGAAGGCGUAAUUGUUCAAUUCUCGGGCGAUGUCCCGCAGACCAAUGCACAUAUUCUGUUGAACUCAACGACAUCGACUCUGACUUCGAAUAAAGACCCACCACAACAGCUUCAAUUUGGCAACCAGUGUCUGUUUCGUUUGCCUUGGACUGAUGAUGGAAGUGCAGUGGCGCGUUACUGCCGUGUUCCGGAUGUUGCUGAAGACAUUUUCGCGCAGAAUACAGCAAUUAACCUCACAGACUUGGUUAUAGAGUCAAGGUCAGAUUCUAAAAAUGAUCAGCAAGUGGAUGGUCGAGAGUAUCAUUUCUGUCCAGUGACGGGCUGUGGCGCAAAAAACGUUGAUUAUUCCACCUUUCUGCAUCACCUGAAGGACCAUGCACGGCCAUUCAUAAAAUCCCGACAGAGAAGGUGCUGGUUUCGGUGA
This is a messenger RNA of Talaromyces marneffei, 2373 nucleotides long. RefSeq lists its product as uncharacterized. The record is from RefSeq and is a predicted model, not a curated record. Gene Ontology annotation, biological process: molybdopterin cofactor metabolic process. Gene Ontology annotation, molecular function: molybdenum cofactor sulfurtransferase activity. NCBI's taxonomy places the organism in Eukaryota, Fungi, Ascomycota, Eurotiomycetes, Eurotiales, Trichocomaceae. The transcript is spliced from 2 exons. Bases 1 to 2373 code for a protein of 790 amino acids.